Thunnus maccoyii (southern bluefin tuna) is the source of this 4305-nucleotide messenger RNA. RefSeq names its product rhophilin, Rho GTPase binding protein 2 (gene rhpn2). Gene Ontology annotation, molecular function: protein binding. The transcript is spliced from 15 exons. The coding region runs from base 160 to 2223 and encodes 687 amino acids. The record is from RefSeq and is a predicted model, not a curated record. NCBI's taxonomy places the organism in Eukaryota, Metazoa, Chordata, Actinopteri, Scombriformes, Scombridae. Gene Ontology annotation, biological process: signal transduction; negative regulation of stress fiber assembly.
CUGGUGGAAAAGUCCCUGGUUGAGAGGAAUGAAGUCAGAUCAGCCCCAGUGUCGGAGGAGAGAGGAUACUCACCUGUUGAACAGCAGCAGUCUGCUUUAAAUACACUUUUAAUUCAUUAGUUUUUUCUCUCUGAGAGUCUCAGAGUCCGAGCCUUCAGGAUGACGGACGCUCUUUUACCAAACGGCAUCAAAGACAGCGGAGGAGACAACAAUUAUUUCCGAAAGGGUUGUAACCCGUUCGCCCAAACCGGACGAAGCAAACUGCAGAAUAAGCGAGCCAGUGUGAACCAGCAGAUCAUCAAACAGAUGAGGAUGAGGGCUGGAGCUGAGAACCUGCUGAAGGCGACAUCUAACAACAAGGUUAAAGAGAUGGUUCUGUUGGAGCUGAGUUAUGUUAACUCCAACCUACAGCUUCUGAUGGGACAGCUGGAAGGACUCAACAGCUCAGUGGAGGUCUACCAGAACACCCACGAAACGGCCAACAUCCCCCUCAUUGCUCUGGGUCUUAAGGAAACAAAAGAAGUUGACUUCUCUACUCCAUUCAAGGACAUCAUCUUGGAGCACUACAGUGAGGACGGGAACAAUUUUGAAGAUGAGAUUGCUGACCUGAUGGACCUGCGACAGGCUUGCAGAACGCCGAGUCGAAACGAGGCAGGGGUGGAGCUGCUGGCCAAGUACUCCAGCCAUCUUCCACUGAUGGAGAGUCGAUUCUUCUCCCCAACCCGCCAGACCGGCAUCUUCUUCACAUGGUAUGACUCCUUCACUGGAGUGCCGGUGUGCCAACAGAACCUGUCACUAGAGAAGGCCAGCAUCCUCUUCAACAUGGCCGCCCUCUACUCUCAGAUCGGUACUCGCAGUGACCGACAGACCAUAGUUGGGCUGGAGGAGGCCAUCUCUUCCUUCCAGAAAGCUGCAGGUAUCCUGAACCACCUGAAGGAGACAUUCACCCACACUCCCAGCUACGACAUGAGUCCAGCCAUGCUCAGUAUGUUGAUUCGGAUGAUGCUAGCUCAGGCUCAGGAGUGUCUGUUUGAGAAGACUGCACUGCCUGGAAUCCGAAACCAGUUCUUCUCUCUGCUCAAAAUGGCCCAGGAGGCUGCCAAGGUCUCAGAAAUCUAUGACCAAGUCCAUCAGUCCAUGAUCCAGACGCCAAUCAAAGACAAUGUCCCGUUGUUCUGGUCCACCAUGUCGCAAGUCAAGACCAACCACUACUGCUCCAUGGCACACUACUUUGUAGCCUCAGUGCUGCUGGACCACCAGUUGGGUCCCAGUGAUGAUGAGGACCAGCAGGAGAAGACCUUGUCUCAGGUCUAUGACCGCCUUCCUGAGGGACGCUCUCCUCUUGACAUCCUGAAGAAGAAAGAUGAACGUGAGCGCAUUGGUAAAGCACACAUUCGUCGGGCCAUCCAGGGCCACGAGGAGGCUCUUAGGAUCUACAGUUUGUGCCACCACUUGAACAAACUGGAGGUCCUGCAGGAUAUUUUAAAAGCCAGUCACGAGCGCUCGCUCAACAAGUACACUGAAAAUGAAAGUGAGGAAGAGUUUGCUGACUACAUGGAGGCACCAGACAUCAUCUCUAAAACAGAGCACAAAGCAGAGAUGGAGGUUCCUGCAACCACAAAGGUGAAAGUCACCGACUUUUUCCAGAGGCUGGGCCCUCUGUCAGUCUUCUCAGCCAAGCAGCGGUGGACAGCCCCGCGGACAAUACGACUUCACCCAGAAGACAGAGACUUGGGUUUCACUCUGAAAGGAGAAACACCAGUCCAAGUGGUUUCAUUAGACCCUCUCUGCCCAGCCGCUGCUGACGGGCUUAAAGAGGGUGACUACAUUGUUGCUGUGGGCGACACUGACUGCAAAUGGAUGGGAGUGAGCGAGGUGAUGCGGCUGCUGAAGGACGUGAAUGAGGAGGGGAUCGACAUCCAGGUGGUCAGCAUGAUGGACAGCAACCCUCCCAUGCCAACCAAGAGUGCCACCUUCUGCGGAAACCUGCCCAAGACCUACUCCAUGAUUUGUCUGGCCUACGAUGACGACGACAAGAACCCCAAGUCCCGCAAAGUAUCUAAGAAGUCAUCCUUCAUCAGCUGGGGCCUGAAGAACAAACUGAAAAGCGCCAGCACCCUCAGCCUUCCCACAGCCGACCACUCUGGCACCCUGCCCUGGAAUAAACCUCGUCCCUCAUUCCCCAGCUCCAGCUCCUACAACAAUGACAGCGUCCUCUACUGAGCUAGCUGCAGGCUUUUUACUGUCUGCUAGCAUCGUACAGUACGCGUAUUGAGCCUACUAAGGCUGUAUACAGCACUGUGCUGUACCCAUACUGGACCUGCUAUGGUACAGUGUCAGUGCCCUUUGGUUUUUCCACUGGAAUACUGAGCGGUAGUGUAUGUAGCUUGUAUGUGACCAGUGUAAUGUUGACAUUUCUGCCAGCUACCUUGGAAAGUGGCUGUGCUAAAUACUGUACAUGGGCACUGAUGUAGGUACAUGGGUGCCCUCCCAGCACAGUUCAGUAUAUCUGAAGUAAACUGGACUGUACACCAAACAUAAUGGGAAAUCACUGUGUACCAUGCCAGUAUGCGUACAGCACAGUACAACUGCACUGUGGGAAAAACAUACCCGUUACCAUUCCAGUCUAUAUAUAUACAUAGCACUGAGACAGACUCGUAAGUCAAACUGUCAUCUCAGUAUAGUUUCUUGAAGAAACGCUCCAGAUGAAUUGAAGGACGGAAACAACGUUGUACAAACACACCCAGUGUUGGUUUUCACUUGACUGCAAGGGGGUGAUUUUAUUGUGGCUUAAGCGGUCCCUUGUCAGCUCCAUUGUGUACUGAUGUAGCUGUGCACUGUGCAGUUAGAAGGUACUUUUCUGUGUAUCCUCAAUACAUGUCUGUUUCAUACUGUAUACGUGAGGGAUUUGGUCACCAACCAGGGAUACUGAUCAGUUUUGGGGUUUAAAAUACAUAUUUUAUGAAUAGAUAUGUAGGUAUAAUUAACCUUGUUACAGUGUGUUAAACAGUGAUUGAGGGAAACAAAUUGUGCUGUGCAGUAGUUUUUUUUGUCUGGGGAGAGUCGAUAAAUGCAAUUUUCUAUAAGCUGCUAUACACACACACAUCUUGGUUAUGUAUUAUUGUCACUUUUGUAUUUGUGAGACAGCCUUUAAGGAUUAUUGAUUCUGCUGAGUGCCACGCCUGGGACACAAUGUAAAUGGAAAUAUUGAUAAUUUAGGUUUGCUUGAUGUACCAGUUAUGCCACAGACCAAAAUGCCUCCAUGUUGCUGAUAUGCCAGGAUGUAUCAUUACCAUGCUGACUCAUCUCAGUAGCUCACCAACUUCUGGCCCUCCUUCUCUAGAGCUGCUGCUGUCUGGCAGUUUAUCAGUUUGUAAGAAGAGCACGAGCUGUGUGUCUCUGUUAAUGUGAAUCUUGAUUUAGUUAAAGGUUAUUUUAUCUCCAGAAGGGAAGAAUGUGGGCAGACUGAUUACAUUCCUGUAUAGCACCUGGACAGCCAGUCACCAAACAGUGACUUUGAUCAAAGCCCACAGCCAGGUUUCUACUAUUUUUCUCUACCUGUGUAAAUCCUAGUCGCAUCCCACAUUUUACUGACACUCCGCAGUGUUGGACUAUCUCUUUAUCUACAAAGUAGAUUCUUAUACACAUUUGAUAAUCAAAUUAUUUAUGUAAUAAAAAAAACACACAAAAAUAUAUAUAUGUAUCUUUUAAGCUGUAGGUUUCAGAACUAGCUUGUGAAUGGUCAUGUUGUGAAUUUUUGCACGUUGGAUUUCUUGGUUGGUUUCUUGGAGGAAUGUAUUUUACUAGCCUUGCUUAAUCCUUUGGUGAACUUAUUUACUGGUACAUUUUGUCUAUGUAAAGAUAUUUUAAAAUGUAAAUGUUUUUAAACCGUAACACUGAGAAUAUGUAACACUCUUUGCUGUCUCUGUUUACCUAUAUGGUGUCUUAAGUGCCAUUUAUGCUAAAUCAUGAAGGAAAUGUUGGUUAAGUGUAUAAUAAGAAUGUGCAGUGAUUGAUUCAUAUUAAUAAGUGCUAAGAGUUCUCUUGCAGAGGCUUGUAUACCUACACAGAUGAUGUUGUAGACAUAACAGAUCUUUACAUGCAUUUCACAGUGCAUAGUGAUCCUAAAUGCCUUGUGUAUAUGCAGAGGAUAAAGGUACCUGUUCUUCUUAAGGUUUCAGGUUGCUUUUGCUGCUUUCUCUGUACUUUGUGCUGCAUAGCAACUGUGGUCGGAAUGCUUUUGUGUCAGUUCUUUGUGUCUCGUGUAAACUCAAAUCUCAAUAAAAAAAAGGGGGACAAAACUUA